Messenger RNA from Maudiozyma barnettii, 5076 nucleotides. It is a transcript of the gene PMD1, whose product is annotated as Pmd1p. Gene Ontology annotation, biological process: cell redox homeostasis. Gene Ontology annotation, cellular component: cytosol; mitochondrion. The transcript has a single exon. The record is from RefSeq and is a predicted model, not a curated record. The coding region runs from base 1 to 5076 and encodes 1691 amino acids. Gene Ontology annotation, molecular function: protein binding. NCBI's taxonomy places the organism in Eukaryota, Fungi, Ascomycota, Saccharomycetes, Saccharomycetales, Saccharomycetaceae.
AUGCCUACUUUACAACCAUCAUCUAGUGUUUGUUAUAAAUUGAAAUUACCCGAUUUGCCGCCAGAACUAAGGAAUAAAGAUCUAGAUGAAACUGUGAAGAGAAGAUAUUCUUUAGAUUGUAGGACAGGUGCAGCUACUGAAAUUUGUCGAUCAAGUAUAUUGGUACAUGGUGGUCUUACUAUCCCAUUGAAUAUUUCACAUAUUACUACAUCGGAAAUUCAAAAUAAAUUGAUAUUAUAUUUUGCCAAGAGAAAACAUACUGGAGCUAAUUUUAAGAAUUUACAGGAAUGGAUAAGUAGUGAGUUGUUCUCAUUAGAUCUAAUAACAAGAGAAUGGUCAAGAAUACCGACAACCAAUAAGAAUAAUGACGAAAUCAUAAAGGAAAGAUUGUUACAUUCAAUGUGUUAUUAUAAUAACAACUUAUACAUGUUUGGUGGGCUUAUUGUCUCACCACAAAAUGAUUAUGAGUUGAUUGCCACUAAUGAAUUAUGGAGAUUGGAUUUACAAACGAUGAAAUGGUCUUUAAUUGGUAAAGAUCCUCAGAUAACAAGAAGAUUUAAUCAUACAAUACUUGUAAAGAAUAGUAAUGAUGAAAUGAAAGAAACGAAAUUGAUUAUCGUGGGUGGAUUAAAUAAUAUGGAUCAAUCGAUACCAUAUGUCGAUGUUUUUAAUAUUACUACUAAUGAAUGGGAAUCUGUAAGAUCGUCCAAUAGAAUAAUAACAAACAUUGAAGGCAACAUGGUGUCUCUAUGUAAGAAUAAAAAUUGCCCCGUACUAUUACAGGACAAUGAAGCAGAAAUCCCAACUUUAGCUUAUUAUAUGCCAUUAUCUCAACAGAAACGACAAUUAAAUCCACCAGAAGAGGCUCCAUCCGAUGAAAAUUCCCCAAUGACAUCUGAUUCAGAUAGUCAAGAAGAUGAAAAAGAAAUACUGAAAGAUGCUACAUUGACUUCAGAAGAGGAUUCAAGAAAAUGUGCUCCCAUUAUAGCAUUACCAUUGCUUUCGAACGCACAAGGUGUUCCAUUGAUUGCAAAUCAAGAUGGAGUAUUUGAAGAUAUCCAAAAUACAUUUCAUUAUGAAUCGGCGUCAUAUUUCAACGAUAAUUUUAUUCUUGUAGGCACAACUUCAAUUGGCCCACAAGCGAAACUAUACUGUUUCUUUUAUAAUUUGCAUUUCUCAAAAUGGACAAUGAUUAAUAUCGAUUGUCCAGAUUGCGAUAUAACCCACCAUAGAUUUUGGAAAGUAUUUACUUGGGAGUCACACUAUCAAGCACUCUUGUUAGGUACACUGCACGAUGACUUUCACACUUCUUCAGUUCAAAAAUUUGAUCAUCUACUUGCAUUUGGUUUAUCAAUGACAAACGUCUUAAAUAGGGCUGCAAUAUUACCGGAUUAUAAACAAUCGAGAAAUCAAUCUCUCUCGACGACCCCAGCAACGCCUUCAAAUCUAGAUAAUAAUCCAUUCAAAAAUCCAAUACGACCAACGACAACAACUUCGCAUUUCGAGAGUUAUAUAAAAUAUAUCACAACUCCAUUAGACAUAGAGGCUACAACAUCUGUGUUUCCACCAUAUGCUAUGGUUUUAGGUAAAGAUGGUUUUGAUAUCUACGGGGAUUCAUUUGCAGACUUUGAGUUUAUUACCAAUGAGGGUGAAUCUGUGGGUGUUCCAUCAUAUUUACUGAGAAAGAGGUGGGGUAGAUAUUUUGACUGUUUAUUAUCUAAGAGUUAUUCAAAGACUUAUGCCAAUUAUGAGACAGCUGGAAGCCAUUCUGCUUUGGUCAAACCUGUAACUGACACGAUCAGUGAUAUACCAGAGACUUCCAUAUUGAAACUACAUCCUACAAAUAACGUCAUUUCACAGACAUCUUUAGAUUCAUAUUUCAAAGAGAAAGAAAACAAUUUGGAUCCUAAAUCUAUGUCAAAUUAUAAUAAAGAACAAUCUGUUAACUUACCCCCAACAUCGAAAAGUAAUAUGAAUUAUAAACUUUCUCCGACAAGCUCAAUGUAUAAUGUCAGUGUUCACGAAAAUUCUCCUGAUGUUAUCAAUGUGAUCCCUACACACUUAUCUAAUAAUAGGUACGAAGACUUUAAAAAUUCCAAUAUGCAGGCACCAACAACAAGUUCUUCAAGUGGGAUGGUGUUCAGAGUUCCCUUCCACGACAAAAAAUUCCAAACCACAGAUUUUCAAGAUCCACGUACUUCAUAUAGUCAAAAUAGUACGAAUGACCGUAGGAGAUCUUCAUUAGCUGUUCAAUUUGAAGGAGGUGUAGAUCCAAAUGGUUCAAAGAGCCCAGGACAAUACCCUCGUCGUGCAUCACACCCUACGCAAUGGAAUCCCUCAUUUUUGGAUUCUAAUAGUGCGUCACCCAAACCUAGCGGAUUGUCAGUAAGCUUCAAUCCUUCUUCAAUUACUAAUAGUAACAACAUAGCCAAUAGAAGGCCGUCUUGGAGAAUGAUGUCAAGCGCGGCAAAUUCUAGAAAGGCAUCUGUGACCUCUCAGAGCAGUGUUAUGUCCUUUGUAAGUUCUAAAUCUGAUAGAAUGGGGAACUCUGUCAUAGCAAGAAGAAGCACGAGUGCUUCAAGUAGUAAUGGUAGUAGUAGAUCUGCUUCUCCCAACCCUGUUUUAUUGAACGUUUCAUUGCCACCAUUAAGUAAUAUUCCAGAUGAUCCAAUUCCGUCCACACCUGCUAAUAUACCUAUCCCUCAAAAUAAUCAUCGCCCAAAGUCAACAACUUCGAGGGCAGGGUCAUUCGCUGAAGUAUUUGGUUCGAGUAGGGACAGUCCAUUCUCGUCAAGACGAUCAUCUAGAGUAAGGCAUGGUUCAAAUGUAGCAGAUUCAAAUAGCUCAAUGCAUUCACCUAGGUAUUCAAUUGAUGAUGCUAAAGGUUUUAUAUCACCUACAAGAACCAGACGUAUGUCGUCGUGUACUUCUAAUGGGGAUAGUCUGGAGAGUCUUGGUGCUGCUGAAGGAGGUAACAAAUUAGAACCUUUAUUAACACCGAGAUCCUUGUAUCUUCCUUGGCCCACUGCCACGGUUCAAGCUUUUGUUGAAUUUUUCUAUACCGGUCAAAUCAAUAAGAAAUGGCUAUUAGUUCCCGUAGUGAUGGAUCUAUUAGUGAUGGCCAAAAUUUACGAAAUCCCAUUACUGUAUGAAAUGAUUUGCGAGGUCAUUUAUGCUAUUAUUGGUAAGAAAGAAGAAAAUCUACAUUAUAAUUGCAAUAGUAUAGAUCGUGGGUUUAAUCAACUAGUGACAAACUAUUUUCAAGAUGAUGAAUCAAAGAUUUCCAAAUUCUUAGAGAAUAAUGAAGCUUAUCAUCAAUUACAACAUCUGAAAAAAUCAUUAAAUGACAUUGAUAAUGGAUACCUCGUUAUGAAAUUAUUAAGUGAUCUAUCAAGAAAUCUUUCUACUAGCACUAAUGAGGAUAGUGAUAAUAAUGAUACUAUCCUAAGCCAAGAUGAUUUGAAAUCAAUUCAACGAUCAUUAUCAAAUGUUUCUCUAACUAGAGAUAUCCACAUGGCCAACGAAAGCCAUCCAAUGGUGAAACUUCAUCAAAACUCUAACAUUUCGACAGGCCUUUCGUCACUUAUUAAUAAUGAUAAUGACAUAGAUGUAUCGGCAUCGUUGUUAAAGAAACUUCUUAAUCAAUCCGAUAGUAAAUAUCAUAAUGAUACUGUCAGGCGUGGCAUGGAUUUGGUCGCCAAGGAUAGAGAAAGACGUCAUUCUUCUAAUAGUUCCUUAUUCAAACGUGUCAAUGACGAGGAACUAGAACAAGCCAGAUUACAAGGUUUGUCUGAAGUUGAUUAUGAUUUUAGUAGAGAUGGACAUAUGAAUUCCAAAAGUCUUAAGAAAUUAUAUUCGAUGUAUGAUAAUGAUAAUGGUUCCGAGACGAAAUUAUCUAAGGGUAACAAUAAAACAAACACAAGUGAAGCUAAUGAUGAUGAAAUUGAAAAAAAUUCGUCCCAAUCAGAUUCAGAUGAGCUAGAUUCUCAAUUCGAUGGUCUAUCCAAGAUUAAGAUGAAAAGACAACAGUUAGAAGAUUUUGAAUUAGAUGAAUCUAUUGAUCCAUUAUAUCGAUUCAGUGAAAGUGAGGCUGAAACAUUUGGAGCCUCUAUGUCACGUUCAGAUUCGCUAAGGGCAUCAGGCUAUGGUAAUGCAACAAGAGGAAGCAAGACAAGUAAAUCAACUCUUUACAAAGAUUCGUUCCUAAAGAAUAAUAUAGUUAACAAUCCUAGUACUGGUACACUUAAAAAUGAUAGUGGAUCCUUUCUGCAGAAUAAAAAACCAAGUGAUGCUGAAAGUGGAUCUAAUUUAUUAAAUCUAUAUCAAAAUGGUCAUUAUAGAGAACCUGGUGUGAACUUCACUGAACCAACUUUAGAGAAUAUCAUAUCAGCCGAUGCUUUACCACCUGUUGAUUAUAUUAUGAAAUCAAUUUAUAGAACGACGGUAUUAGUGAAUGAUUCACGGAUAAUGAUACGAUGUAUGGAAUGUAUUGAAUUAUCGAAAUUAUUAAAAUUAGUUAAAAAGAAAAUGUCACAUGAAGUUCAAUUACUUGAAGAUAAGACCAAGAAAAAUGAAAAAUCAAGAAUAUCAAGUAUAUUAGUUACGCCACAAAGUGGUCAUAGGUCAUCCAUCAAUGCGGUGCCAAGCAGAAAAGAAGGAUCUAUCACUACACAAGCUUUACCAAAAGUUCGUACUAUGUCAUCUAUACCUAAUUUCAAAUUGAAACAAAUCUCUAAUAACAAUGUUCCAAUUGACCCAUUACGUCGUAAAUCAUCUAAGUUAAAUUCAAUCUCGCCACGUACAUCGCUAUCUGUUGUCACAUCCAACAACGCUAAAACCGGUCACAACCCUGUGACCAGUAAUUCAAUGGUAAAUUUAAGUCAUGAUAUGAGUAGCAACAGUAAACUGUCAAUGUAUCCACCAUUCAUAACCUCGACGAUAUCUAAUGUAGCGUCGCCCAAGACUAAGAAGGAUCUUAAAAAUCCGUUACUUGGUUUAAGCAAUAACAAUGCUAAUAGCAAUAACAAUAGCAAUAGUGGCUUCUCAUUUUUUGGUAAGAAGAGUAAAGAUAAAUAA